CAGUAUAAUAGCAUUAAUGUUAUUAACUAGCCAUGGACUGGCUCUACUAACUAAGGCCUCCCGGACUUUCUGGAUUUGUAUUAUGCUUUGUACUGGAUUUCAAAGCUACCUGAUAUUUAUGUUGGGGAUUGUGAAGCAACCAUGCGGCUUUUGUAGACUGCUUAUUUUGGAGGACUAAAUAAGAAGUAUAUCAGGAUCUCCACUACCAUUACAAUGCCUGUGCAUCAGAUAUCAGUCAGGCCUGUUAGUAGGGAUUCCAUGUUGGAUGAACAAUGCAGCACUGGAACCAGAAUUAAGAGUCAAGAAAAUGAGGCACCUUGUUCACCUCAGGGGAAAGUCGCCUCAGCUUCCUGUCAGAACGAGUGCAGCUACACCCCCAUUGCUAAUCAGCAGGUGAAGCGUCGGUACCGGCGACAACGGAAAAGCACUGGUUGCAUCAGAGAGUGUGUGGACAAGUCAGCGGUACCACACACUCAUAAUGGCUCGUCUUCAGAAGACGAACAGUUCCACAGGGCAGCUCGAUCCUGGAGCCGUGAGAAAGCCCGGCGCAAACGACCUCCUCGCGUGCCCACAUGUUCACGAGAGAAUAAGACCCAGAAGCAGGACCUCAAAAGCUCUCCAAGGACAUCCUUAAAGAUGGAGGAACUAGACAGCAAGUCAGCCAAUGAUGCCAGAGAGGGUGGAAAGGGUAGCGAGGAGGACAGCCCCAUCACGAAGAUGUAUGAGGAGCAAGGAUUAGGAGACUCAGAUAUGGCUGUCCCAACAGCUCAUAAGUACACAGAGGAGUCCAAUCAGAAUGGGAUCCUACAGGAAGUGUGCGAUGAUGACGAACCAGAAGUGUGCAGGAUCUGCCACAGUGAAGGUGAUGAGGAGUGUCCUCUCAUUACGCCUUGUAGGUGCACAGGCAGUUUACGCUUUGUGCACCACGCCUGUCUGCGUCAGUGGAUCAAGAGCUCAAACACACGCUGCUGUGAACUGUGUCAAUACAACUUUAUCAUGGAGACGCACCUCAAACCCUUGCGCAAGUGGGAGAACUUGCAGAUGUCUCCAAGUGAGCGCAGGAGGAUCUUCUGCUCUGUGAUCUUUCACCUGGUGGCUGUGGCAUGCAUCGCCUGGUCCCUCUACAUCUUGGUCCUCAUGAACAACACAGCUGACAACACAGGAUUCCAGAAGAGCAAAGAGCACGACGGAUUGCUGGAGUGGCUGUUCUGGACCAAGCUAGGUAUUGUGGCCCUCAGCGUGGUGUCAGGCCUCAUCUUCAUGUACAUCCAGUGCAAAGUUUACCUAAGCCUGUGGAGGCGCCUAAAGGCUUUUAACUGUGUCAUAUUUGUGCACAACUGUCCAGACUCGGUGUGCAACAGAGCGGAAAAAGCUCCUCCCUCUCACGCUGUUCCCACCUACCAGAUCCAAACAAACGUUCCCUGUUCUGAAGCAGCAGGAGGAAGUGCAGAGGAGGCACCUGUUUGAUUCUCUGUUCAGAAGGUGGUUCAUUCAUUGUGUGUGAUAUUUUAGGAAAAUAAAUUAAUCUUGCAACAGACAAUCUGAAAUCAACCGAGACUUUAACAUUUCAAAAAAUGUUAGGAUUUGAAAGACAUCAAAAGCUUUUUACACACAAGGAAAAUGUAUGGGGUAGAACUAGGAGCCACAAAGUAUUUAUAUUAUAUUAAUGUAUUAAUAUUACAGUAUUAAGUACAACUUUAAGGUACUGAACAUUAUUAUAGGAAAAGCUACUGGCUGGUGCUUCAUGAACAUGGAAGUUAUAGAAAAGAUUUUCUUAACCACAAUUAAAAUUUUGAAUAAAUAAAUAAAUUUUUAAUACAUUUUGUCCUAAUUAUACUUAAUAUUUUGGGUUAAUCAAAUUAACCAUGUUGAAUGUGUGUAUAAUAUAUAUAUAUAAAUAUAUAAUACACACAUUUUUACCUAGCAGUGCUUUUAGCCUUGCAAAUAAGCUCUGUCCAGACUUUGAUUUUCUGAAACGGAAGACGAUUUUAUCUCAUUUUGGCAAUGUGACUUGAAUUGAUGAAUCUUGAAUGUCACUAAUAAAGGGGAGUGAAAGGCAGCAGUUCUCUGAAACAGGUCAAAGGUGAAUCUCGUGAACCUUCAAUUGGUGACAGACAGAGCAAAACACAGAAUUACAAUUUCUGAAAAUGGAUAAACAGCCAAGAAAUGAACGAACAUUAGAACAGUAAAGUAAAAGUUUAAAUCCUGUCUGGUCUCUUGCAAUCAAUAUAAAUCAAAUAAGCAAUCAAAUAAAUACAUUUGUGCUGCUGAAAUUCAUAGAUGCCAAGCAGAAGAAAAUAAACUUUUAAUCAUUGUAAUCCAAACCGAUGUUUAUAUAAAGAAAUACUGAAACUGUGCACGGUCUAACAAGACUAAAUAUUUUGACGAUCUUGUUUGUGAACAAUGACAAAAAGACUUGUCAUUCUAAUGGUAAAGAGAUGUUGAUUGACAAAUACUUUCAAGAGAUGAACCAAGGAUUUUUAGAAAAGUACAGGCUGAUUUGCAAAUAUAAAGGAUGAGUCGAGAAAUUCUCAGCAUAUUGUGAGCAGACAAGCUAAAAUACCUAUAUUGAUCAUUUCAAGUCC
Silurus meridionalis is the source of this 2585-nucleotide messenger RNA. RefSeq names its product membrane-associated ring finger (C3HC4) 1 (gene marchf1). Lineage: Eukaryota; Metazoa; Chordata; Actinopteri; Siluriformes; Siluridae. The transcript is spliced from 6 exons. Gene Ontology annotation, biological process: protein polyubiquitination; immune response; antigen processing and presentation of peptide antigen via MHC class II. The record is from RefSeq and is a predicted model, not a curated record. The coding region runs from base 214 to 1467 and encodes 417 amino acids. Gene Ontology annotation, molecular function: ubiquitin protein ligase activity; zinc ion binding; MHC protein binding. Gene Ontology annotation, cellular component: cytoplasm; lysosome; late endosome membrane.